GGCUUUUCAAUCAAAUUAAAUUGUGUAUGAAAUAUGUGUACGAAUUUCGCCACUUGCAGGGGAGAAUGUUUUAUGAAUGACCGUGGACUUUAUCGGUUAUUAGAUUUCAGCUCAAUAAUCGGAAUUGGAUGUGGAAAAAGUCCUUCAAUGGCAACAUUCCUUCCUCAUGAUCCUCCAUGCUUCAUGACAUCAAAUCAUGUUCAUCAGCCUCAUCAGAGUGACAUUGCAAUGGCUGAUUGCUAAUUUGUUGAUGACAGCAGUGGCCAUCAUUGAUGGCACAUGAAUACAAAAUGUCAGUCAUGUUACAAAUACAAGAACUUCUUUACCAUACUUUACUAUUGACAAUUUGUUUUGGUUUGCUAAUUGCAGUGAUCAUCCAAUGCUUUCUGAAUUGGAGGCGUAAAGGUAUUUUGUACAAGAAUGCAGAGAAAAGACAGGAAAAUGCCAACUAUGAUGACUUCUCAAAAUGUACGUCAUCAAGCUGUGUUCGUUGUCAGAACUAUGAAAGGCUAACACUGGACCUCAUGGAACGCUUUGUAAAAUACAAGGACGUGAAAAGUGAUGAAGGUGAACAAGAUUUGACACGACUUCAAAUUUCAAUUGAGAACAGCUUGAAGAUGUUGAAAAAUGGCGAGGACAAAUCUCAGCUCGGAGAUGAAACUUCCUUACCUUCACUGCAAAAGCCCAAUGUGUUCUUUCUCCGCGGCUUAUCUGCAAAUCCAUGGCACGAUGGAGGAUUUGACACUGAAACAUCAGUCCUGGAAGCAGCACUGCCGACAAUCAAACAGGAAUACAGAGAACUGCUCACCGAGCAAAACAUCUCCGAGAAUUUCGAAGGAUGGCUGGAAAACAAUGUACCGAGCGGAAUGUGGAACGUGUUCUAUUUGUUCAACCAAGGCAGGAGAAUGGAGGAUAACUGUUCCAAGUGUCCAAAGACGGUUGCAAUUCUUGAAGCUCUGAGCGUUUUCAUGAAGGGGUGUGCCUUUGGUAAUGCUAUGUUUUCAGUGCUGGAAGCUGGUACACACAUAACAGAGCAUUAUGGCCCUUGUAACUUGAGGAUUCGAUGUCAUCUUGGUCUGCAUGUUCCAGCAAACUGCAGCCUGACCGUCGCUCAUCAGUCCAGGCAGUGGCAGGAAGGCAGGUGUCUACUCUUCGACGAUUCCUUCCUGCAUGAAGCAAGGCAUGCUGGGAAGGAUGACAAGGGGCCGAGGGUGGUUCUCAUGAUGGACUUCUGGCACCCCGACGUGACCGCCGCCGAGAAGAGGGCGCUGUGUCAUUUGUUUCCUUCACAGUGAAGGACAGUCUAAGUUUAUUGUUGGUGGUUAAAGUUUGAAGUAUCUCACCCUAUCUGUCUCAAUUUAUGGUACUUCGAAAUUGAUUCUUUUUCCUGUAAAGGAAAUUGGAGACUCUAGUUAUUUUAACCCUGUAUUUACAUUGUAUUACUAUUACAUUGUGUUUAUUCGCUCAAGAAUCAAUAAAAAAACUUACGAGUGCUUGGGCGGUUUUGGGCGGUACGGUGACUUAAGGACUUUUACUAAAGGGACUUUUACUGCAGGGUUACAAAAAAUGUAUUUUGUUGAUGUAUAUUUCAGGUUUAUCUAGUCAGUAAGCAGGUUGCAGCAGUUUAACAUAUUUAAAGGGAAUGUACAUCAUUGGCUUUUGCUGUAAUUUUCAGAAAUGAACUAUUUGAGGGGUUAGUAUAAUAGAUCAAAUAUUGUUGAUCAAAUAUUGUUUGAAGUUUUGU
Molecule: messenger RNA, 1744 nt
Organism: Patiria miniata (bat star)
Lineage: Eukaryota; Metazoa; Echinodermata; Asteroidea; Valvatida; Asterinidae
Gene: asphd2
Product: aspartate beta-hydroxylase domain-containing protein 2-like
Exons: 2
Coding region: 273-1295 (340 amino acids)
Source: RefSeq, a predicted model, not a curated record